Messenger RNA from Setaria italica (foxtail millet), 660 nucleotides. Its product is annotated as GDSL esterase/lipase At5g55050. The transcript has 4 exons. NCBI's taxonomy places the organism in Eukaryota, Viridiplantae, Streptophyta, Magnoliopsida, Poales, Poaceae. Gene Ontology annotation, molecular function: hydrolase activity, acting on ester bonds. Bases 7 to 660 code for a protein of 217 amino acids. The record is from RefSeq and is a predicted model, not a curated record.
CAAACGAUGGGGAAUCUUCUGCUCUGCCUUGUGCUUUAUGUGCAGGUGCUCGUCGGCACCGUUGCCGCCGCCGGAGCUCGGCCGCCGGCGAUGUACGUGUUCGGAUCCUCCAUACUGGACGUCGGCAACAACAACUACCUGCCGGGGGGGGCCGUCGGCAGGGCCAACAGGCGCUACAACGGCAUCGACUUCCCGGCCUCCAUCCCCACCGGAAGGUUCAGCAACGGCUACAACAUCGCUGACUAUGUUGCAAAGAACAUGGGGUUCGCGUGUAGCCCUCCUGCCUAUCUGUCGCUGGCACCCGACUCCUCCGGGCCUCUGGUCCACACCGCUGUCGCUUAUGGAAUCAGCUAUGCUUCCGGAGGAGCUGGAAUCCUUGACUCCACUAACACCGGAAACACAAUCCCAUUGUCGAAGCAGGUGCAGUACUUCGGUGCCACCAAGGCUAAAAUGGUCGCCGCGAUAGGCCCCUGUGCGGUGAAUGCCCGGCUCUCUAGGGCCAUCUUCGUCAUCGCCAUUGGCAACAAUGACAUGUCUGUCUCCGCGGCUGCAGAGCGGGCGCAGAAUAAGUCAGCUACUGACCGAAGGAGGGAUGUCGCCACGCUCUACGUCAACCUCGUCUCCAACUACUCUUCCGCCAUAACGCAUUUGAAAUCUUAA